Aureobasidium namibiae CBS 147.97 is the source of this 888-nucleotide messenger RNA. RefSeq lists its product as uncharacterized. Lineage: Eukaryota; Fungi; Ascomycota; Dothideomycetes; Dothideales; Saccotheciaceae. Bases 1 to 888 code for a protein of 295 amino acids. The record is from RefSeq and is a predicted model, not a curated record. The transcript has a single exon.
AUGUGUUGGGGUUUACAGCUCAUCUCUGUUUGUCGUUUGUGCAGGACUCGUACUCCUUCCCCCGAAAUCCAAUGGCAAGGCUGCCAUCUCGAGCUCCCUGAAGGUCAGUCUUAUCCACUCUGUGCCGAGCCAACGAUCACAACGGAGCUCAAGCACUUCGAUUGCCAGGCUUGUCUGACAGAAGCAGACGACGGCCACAAUCCCGAUGAUCUAUACCCGGAGCCUCCACAUCAUUCUGGUUUUCCUCUCCCUAAAGCUCAGGUCCAUCUUUCCCAAGCACGACUUCCAGCACCAACCGCCUACGAGACGAUUCAAACCAUUGAAAAUCGUGCGGGACCUAUUAACGAGCUGCCUAGUUAUACUGACUCCAUGAACGAUUCACCUAGUGCUCCCCAUUAUGCCUUGGGACUAGUGCGAGCAGAGAGGGCUAACAUCACGUCUAGGGUUCAUGCAAUCACAGCAAGCCGCCUUGAGGAAUUCCGACCUGUCGCUAUCAGACGCCGUCAAGAGAUCCACAACUUCCGAAGCAGUGUUACAAACCUCGAUAGCUCAAUAGCAAACUUGCUAACCGUUGCCGAAAACACAAUCGAUUCAAUUCUGUCCGAGCGAGAGGAAUCAGUCUCUCGGGUGAAUACUCUGCAUGAACGUCUUCAGUCCGUCGAAAGAGAGAUCAAUUUCCAGGGACCGCACUAUCCUAGCCCUCCAGAGAUGGCUCUGCUCUUGCAACAACAACAAUCCAUCAUCAGGGAACUCGAAGAAAGGUAUAUACAAAACUACACGAUCCCAAGCGCUGAACAAUGGGAUUUGAGAUUUCAGGCGUUGCAAGAUUGUAUCCUUGAGGAACAUCGCAGGAGUCUGGAAGCUAGACUUGCAGUGAUGCGUUUGUAG